This is a messenger RNA of Fusarium keratoplasticum, 1608 nucleotides long. RefSeq lists its product as uncharacterized. The transcript is spliced from 3 exons. The coding region runs from base 1 to 1608 and encodes 535 amino acids. Lineage: Eukaryota; Fungi; Ascomycota; Sordariomycetes; Hypocreales; Nectriaceae. The record is from RefSeq and is a predicted model, not a curated record.
AUGAAGCGCUCUAUUGCUCAUAUGAUGGCCGCUUCUCUGGCCUUGGUCCCUCUCGUCGCGGCCGACUGGCAGUUUCGCUCUCGCCCUGACUUGGCACCCCCUCGUCUCAACAUCACCAUCCCUGCCACGGACGAGGUCGAACCAGGUUAUCUUUUUGUGGCUCCCUUUGCGGGCUACCCAGACACCCCUACGGAGCAGCAUGGUCCGCGCCAGGCAGGUCCUUACAUCUUCAGGGACGACGGCGACCUUGUCUGGUCUGGCUAUGGUCUCUACAGUAUCUGGGCCACCAACUUCCAAGCCGGGCGCUGGAAGGGAAAGGACAUCCUCUUCAGCUUUGAGGGUGAUCACAACGCCGGGUACGGCCAUGGCCAUGGACACAUCACAAUCGUGGAUCAACACUAUGAGACGAUCCGUGAGCUGCGUGCUGGGAACCACAAAUUGGUGGACAAGCACGAGUUCCAUAUCGUCAACGAGGAGACUGGUCUUAUCCAGAUCUACCAGCCUGUGCCUCGAGAUCUUCAGAAAUGGGGCGCUAGUCCAGAGCAGCAGUGGAUUGUGAAUGCCAUCAUUCAAGAGCUUGACAUUGCUACGGGCAAACUCCUAUUCGAGUGGUCCAGUCUCGAUCACGUCCAACCAGACGAAGCAGUCCUCCCUAUCAACCCCGGCCAAGCCGGCUCUGGCUACAACAGCUCCGACGCCUGGGACUACUUCCACAUCAACAGCGUCGACAAGGACGCCGAGGGCAACUACCUCAUCUCAGCCCGCGACGCUUGCGCCAUUCACAAGAUCAACGGCACUGAUGGCUCCAUCAUCUGGCGCCUUCAUGGAAAGCGCUCCGACUUUUCCGUCCCUGACGACGCCAAGUUCUGCUUCCAGCACCACGCCCGCUGGCUCUCCCAAGAAGGGGAUGUCGAGGUCAUCAGCCUGUAUGAUAACAGCGCACAUGGUACCGAGCAUAGCGGAGGUUCAGAGGUUCAUACGGCGCCUACGAGCAGUGGCAAGAUUCUCCGGCUCAACACAACCUCGUGGACAGCCGAGCUGGUUGCGGGCUACUUCCCCCCUGACGACCUCCUUUCCAAGUCGCAGGGCAGCACACAGGUUCUUCCUGGCGGAAACGUACUCGUCAAUUGGGGAUCUGAAGGAGCUCUGACUGAGUUUACAGCCGACGGCACGCCCAUCUUCCAUGCCUACGUGGACUCGGGCUUCCUUGGUGUCGGUGCUGAGAAUUACAGAGCUUUCAGGUACAACUGGACUGGUCUUCCCAACGAGACGCCCGCCAUUGUGGCACUCCAAGGAAAGGAGGGCACCAAGGUGUAUGUUUCUUGGAACGGCGACACCGAGACAGCUUCGUGGAGGUUCUACGCUGUCACUGACGAAUAUGGCUCUCGAGACUUCCUUGGCGAGGUGAAGCGGACCAGCUUCGAGACCAGCCUUGUGACAUCCAAGAACAUUGCCAGUGUCGCAGCCGAUGCUGUUGAUGUACACGGAAGGGUCAUUGGCUCCACGGCUUCUGUUCUUGUCGAGGCUGAAGUGCUUCCAGCCCCGCUUGACAACACAAAAGGUCAGAAGCCACUGGGCAGAUACAACGCCUUGGGAGCAGACCUCUAA